Molecule: messenger RNA, 4327 nt
Organism: Malurus melanocephalus (red-backed fairy wren)
Lineage: Eukaryota; Metazoa; Chordata; Aves; Passeriformes; Maluridae
Gene: PROS1
Product: protein S
Exons: 15
Coding region: 89-2077 (662 amino acids)
Cellular component (GO): extracellular region
Molecular function (GO): calcium ion binding
Source: RefSeq, a predicted model, not a curated record
CUCCCUCCCGCCCCCAGAGCCUCGUCCGGCCCCGCAGAGCAGCAGUCACGCAGUCCCGGCGCCCGGUCUCGGCCGCCCCCCGGUAGCGAUGAGGCCGCGGGGCCCGCGGUGUCUCCCGCUGCUGGCGCUGGCCAUCGCCCUGGCCGAGGCGGCGACCUUUUUAUCCCAGCAGUAUGCCUCUCAGUUCCUGCUGAGRAAACGGCGAGCAAACUCUUUCAUGGAAGAAAGUAAGAAGGGAAAUCUAGAAAGAGAAUGCAUUGAAGAAUUAUGCAAUAGGGAAGAAGCCAGGGAAAUCUUCGAAAAUAAUCCUGAAACGGAAUAUUUUUAUCCCAAAUACUUAAGCUGCCUUGCCUCCCAUCGAGCCGGGGUGUUCAAGGUGGCUGCAGUCACUCCAGAYUCUCCAGCUGACCUGAGGGCUUGUGUCAAGGAAAUUUCAAACCAGUGCAGCCCUCUGCCAUGCCAUAAAGAUGGAUAUAAGGAUUGCAUAGAUGGACAAGCCAGRUAUACCUGUGUCUGUAAACCAGGAUGGAGAGGAGAGAACUGUGAGGAAGAUAUAAAUGAGUGUGAAGACUUCAAUGGAGGCUGCAGCCAGCGCUGUUCCAAUUUCCCUGGAAGCUUCCGUUGUCUGUGUGAAGAUGGCUACUUYAUGCAUUCCAACAAGCGAGAUUGUGGAGAUAUAAAUGAAUGUGUGCUACACCCAAACAUCUGUGGGACAGCCAUCUGCAAAAACACCCAGGGGAGAUACGAAUGUGAAUGUCCAGAAGGCUACRCAUAUAAUUCAACUUCCAAGAACUGUGAAGACAUUGAUGAAUGUGCUGAAAAUAUUUGUGCUCAACUCUGUGUGAACUCACCGGGAAGUUACAGCUGCUAUUGUGAUGGCAAGAAAGGCUUCAAGCUCUCUAAGGACAUGAAGAAUUGUGAGCCUGUUACUGAGUGUAUCCCACUGAACCUUGAAAAGAAUUACCAACUGCUUUACCUGGCAGAGCAAUUUAUAGGAAUUCCCGUUCUCUACUUGAAGUUUAAACUGCCAGAUGUCACAAGAUUUACAGCAGAGUUUGAUUUCCGGACAUACGAUGCAGAGGGGGUUAUCCUGUAUGCAGAAUCCCAGGACAACUCAGCAUGGAUCUUGCUUGCUCUUCGAGAUGGAAAGAUUGAAAUUCAAUUCAAGAAUGAGUUUGGAACAAAAGUCACCAGUGGAGGCAAAGCUAUUAAUGAUGGACUGUGGCACAUAAUAUCAGUUGAAGAAUUAGAAAACAGCAUUAGUGUAAAAAUAGCUAAAGAAGCUGUGAUGAGUAUUAACAGCCCAGGGACUCUUUUUAAACAAUCCCAGGGUUUCUUGGAAACCAAGGUGUACAUUGCAGGAUUACCUCGCAGAGUGGGCAGUGCUCUUGUUAAACAGAUUAACCCUCGGCUGGAUGGUUGUAUCCGGGCCUGGAACCUGAUGAACCAGGGACAUUCAGGAGUAAACGAAGUUAUUCAAGAAAAACAAAGCAAACACUGUUUAGUAGCAGUGGGGAGAGGAUCCUUCUACCCUGGCACUGGAAUGGCAGCAUUCCAGAUAAACUAUAAUAAUCUUGACAGUGCUGAAGAUUGGCUAAUAAAUGUGACUCUGACUAUUCGCCCAUCCACAGACACUGGUGUUAUGUUUGCCUUGGUUUCUAAUGAAACAGUGCCUCUUGCAUUGUCCAUAGUGGACUCUAACUCCUCUGACUCACAGAAAAUCACUGUGACCAUUGGGAACAUCCCUGUUGCACAGCUGGAAUCAAAGAAGUUAUGUACCCCCAGAAAAGUGCAGGUUGGACUUCUAGUGACCARACAGGAACUUGAACUGGCUGUUGAUUCACACAUAGACAGAAGCAAUUCAGAGCACCUGUCAACCCUGCAUCAAGCCAUGAUGGCAAAUGUUGUCACCUACCUGGGUGGACUGCCAGUUGUUCCUCUGGGUGCUACACCAGUGACUGCUUUUUAUAAUGGCUGCAUGGAGGUGGAGGUCAACAACAGACAGCUGGAUCUGGAUGAAGCCAUUUCCAAACACAAUGACAUCAGAUCUCACUCAUGCCCAUUGAUCAUGCCGUAACCAUUCCGAUCUUMAUUUAACAUUUUGUCUUUCAGAUAUAAUUUGUGUAAUUAGUCUCAUGCCAUAAUGAACCUUGCACUAUUUAAUGCAAGAUGUGUCAGGGAAAUAAUCAGCAGCAUGGGUUUUUCCCUUUUYAUAUAGAAUGAAGGAAAAAAACUCUCUGUUAGCUGGAAAGAGACAAUCAAGAUCAAAAUUCUGUCAARUGUUCUUUUAUUCAUAUCAGUGGGAAAUCUUAAAGCUAGAUUUAUCUUCAGUGUUCAUGCUAUGUCUUUGACAUAUUUAGUUUGGAGAGAAGUUUAGGAAUUUCUGUUUAGAAACAAUUUGAUAUCCUUUUUUUCAUAUAUCAGCACAAAGUUACAAGCUGCAAAUUAUUUUAAUGUAGUAGAAUAUAAAUGAAACCAGACUUAGUAAACUUUUCCAAGCAUAACAUGCAAAGAAGAAUCUCUACUGGUUUUGUAACAUGUGCUUUUGGUAAAGGAAAAAUUACCCUGGAAUCCAUAGCCCAAGCUCUCCGUGAAUAUGUUUACAGGUUGUACCUAUGUUGGUAAAGUGUUUCUUCAAAAUGGAAGUGUUUCUUUAAGCAGCUCAAUUUUUGAAAACAGCUUUGGUUAUACUGGACCAACUUUAAUUCUUCCAUCUUUAGAACUUAGCUUUUUAAGAGUUCUGGGUCAGGUCAGGUCAGGUCAUUUACUUUCAAAGUGGGUUAAAAUACACCCCAGGCAAUUUUGAAAACCAGAGGAAGUGGCUGGAAGGAAGGAGCUCUGCUCUUCAUCACAGGACAUCAAACUGGAAUUUGCUGAGUAAAACUGAGGAAUUGCAGCAAAUACUUCUCCCAUCAAACCUAGCACUCCUCAACAUAAGCACAGUCUGAUGGUCCAUCAAAUUCCCUUUAUUUAGGGCAACUUGCCUUCACAGAGCUCCAGAAUAGAUUUAUUUGUAAGCCCUGCUCCAGCUCUGUCCCUGAUGUCCUUGAAAGCCUGAAUUUUGCCAGUAACAUCAGAAUGUAAAGCCAUAUUGUGCUCAGCCAACUUUAAUAAACCAGCAGGUAAUUAGAAAAGUAUUGCUUUCCUCAGGUGUGCUGRUUUCAAGCAUUUCCAAUAUUUCUUUAACAUCCUUUGAGUGUUCUUUGCACUUCCAACCUCAUUUUCACACAACCAGGAGCCUCCCUGUACAGCUCACCUAGUGGUUUUGUUAACCCCAAACCAAAUAGAUAGCAAGAGAAUYGCUGUAAGGUAUAAAUAUAUCCUCUCAUCCAUCAACCACAGAAACAUUUAUCUGCCUGUAUUCCUGACCCCAGCUCUUCGCUCUGCGCUUGAGACACUGAAGUGGAAAUGUGUGUACAGAAGGAUGGAUUGUGACAAUAUUCAUUUGGAGGAUUGCCUUUCUCCAGGGGUUUUCUGAGUGACUUCAGUGAGGUUUCUUCCACUACUGAAUGCCAGGGUUAGUACAGCAGUGCUGCAGAAUCUGAGCCCAUCUUUCAGYGUUAUUGCUUUUCCUGAAGUUAUUGGUAACUUCACUUGCCACCUGGUAAUGGAGUACAGAAUUUGCUCCUGACUUUCACCCAGCACAGCCUUCCAGUCUGCCCAGCAAGAAGCUGACACCCAGGGGUUAAUUGAUUACUAGUUCACUUUUCUAGGAUGGCACAUAAAACAAGCUUGGAAUUCUGACUCCAUGGGGGGAGGAAAUCCUUUCCUGMAGUUACCCUUCCCUGCUCUUCCACCAUCCCAGCACACACACUCUUCAUGCAGGUGAAGAAUAACUUGACUGAAACAAGCUGGUUUUGCAUACAAGGCAGAGCUGAAUUGGGACUUUUGACAUCAAAUACACACGUGAUCACUUUAUGUAUAAUAUCUCCCUGACAUCAAUUAAUCCUGGAAAGACCCUGGGCCAGACUCUGCCUUGUACAAGCAGCACAGAAAGUAGGAGAGGAGGAACACAAAAGUGUAAUCAAGGUUCUAAAUACUUAUGGCCCCAAGAACAGAAGAAAAGGUUUGGGUUUUUUUGCUGUUGUUUGGGGGGGAGGAGGGUGUUUAGGUUUUGUUUGUUUAAGUGUAAUAAAUUGUAUAGAAAUGAAAUGAAAUGAAAGAAAAAAAAUCACUUUUUCACAGAGACACUAUUUCUCUUUGUUUUCAUGGAAUGAUAUUUUAGGGGUUUAUAGUUAAUAAUGAAACCUCUGCACUUCUUUUUUAAUGUAAAAGUGCCUCCCUAUUGUAAGAACUAAAUAAAGCAACAUUUGCAAGUUUCUUUUCA